This is a messenger RNA of Macadamia integrifolia, 555 nucleotides long. RefSeq names its product CCR4-NOT transcription complex subunit 11-like. The coding region runs from base 148 to 498 and encodes 116 amino acids. The record is from RefSeq and is a predicted model, not a curated record. The transcript has 3 exons. Gene Ontology annotation, cellular component: CCR4-NOT complex. Gene Ontology annotation, biological process: negative regulation of translation; mRNA catabolic process. NCBI's taxonomy places the organism in Eukaryota, Viridiplantae, Streptophyta, Magnoliopsida, Proteales, Proteaceae.
GAGUUGGGACUUCCCUUGGCCAUCUUUCUCUUUCCAGCGCUUGAGAGUUGAGGGUUGAGGGUUGAGGGUUGAGGGUUGAGAGUUUAGAGUUGAGAGAGAGAGAGAGAGACCUGCGUGCACUGCAAUUCGUCUUUGUGAUACCAAAAAAUGAUCAGUGUACAAGAUUCUAAGACGCUGUUCUCUCUGCUCAACGCGGAUCAACGGCCAUUGGGAGAAAUCAUCUCGGAUUUCAGCUCCAAAUUUCCGCUAGAAAUGCAUUUCAGAAUCUGCUGCUCGCUCGCUGUCCUCUUAGAGGAUAAAAAGAUGCUCAAACCCACUCAGCGUUUGGUGGCAUUUGCUAUUCUACAUCAGACUCAUUCUUCACAGCCAUUUUCAGCAAAUCCGUUCAUUUCUUUAGUUAUAGAUGCAGCAUGUGAUGAUGUGGCUGAAAAAAUGGAAAGGGCUUUUAUUCUCCAGUUGUUGGGGUCUGCUGGUGCUGGCAACAGCAAGGAGGUUUAAUUUAUUUCAUUUGCACAGAUUUUUUUUUCUUGGAACACUGCUUGCUUUAAAAAAUAU